Molecule: messenger RNA, 696 nt
Organism: Malassezia globosa CBS 7966
Lineage: Eukaryota; Fungi; Basidiomycota; Malasseziomycetes; Malasseziales; Malasseziaceae
Exons: 1
Coding region: 1-696 (231 amino acids)
Biological process (GO): protein transport to vacuole involved in ubiquitin-dependent protein catabolic process via the multivesicular body sorting pathway
Cellular component (GO): ESCRT II complex
Source: RefSeq, a predicted model, not a curated record
AUGUGUGCGAGUCUCUUGGUAGAUCCUUUAGCUGGGCAUCCCACCACUUUUGGUAAUACUGGUCGAAUUGGACAAGUGGUGAAUUUAUGGAGUGAACUCACGGGUUUCAGUGACUGGCAAUAUGAGCUCGGCGUUCAAAUCGUGGACGUUUGCAUUAGCACGCGGUCACAAAAUGGGGGAAUUAUUACAAUGGACGCUCUGAUUCGAGGUGUGCUCCAUCUCCGCCACGGCAAACAUUCUUAUUGUACUGAGUCACUACAAGAUAAUGAAUGGAAAAUUAGCUCAAGCGAUAUUGAACGAAGUAUAAAGGCGCUUGAACCAUUGGGGUGUGGCUACGAAGUUUUUGAUUUGCAAGGAAUAAAAAUGGUGCGAACUGUUGCCCGUGAACUUAGCACAGAUUCCAAACAUGUCCUCAACUUUCUCGCGUUAAAACAUAUUGCACCGCGAGAUUAUGUGGGUAUCCCUUACGCGACGCCAGAGUCCAUUCUUUCAUCGACAGAAAAGUUAAAAGAAACCAAGGAUGCUUUUUGGACGAAAGACCGUGCUGCAAAAACACUCGAGGAUAUGCUUAUGGAUGACGGAACACUUUGGCUCGACAUUGUUCCAAACGACACGAUUUGUGGUUCGUCUGACUAUGAGAGAAAACGAUAUUACGCAAUUGCGCUUUCUGAGAUUAACAGCGAAUCUACCCAAUAA